Messenger RNA from Mus musculus (house mouse), 2826 nucleotides. Its product is annotated as predicted gene, 41099. NCBI's taxonomy places the organism in Eukaryota, Metazoa, Chordata, Mammalia, Rodentia, Muridae. Bases 1945 to 2400 code for a protein of 151 amino acids. The record is from RefSeq and is a predicted model, not a curated record. The transcript is spliced from 3 exons.
ACACACAGACAUGCCUUAAUUUUUUUUUUAAGGAAAAUUGUAUUUGGUCUUAUUUGCCUGGACUACAUUAGUUUGACUGUCGAAUUGUAUGAGUAGGAACAUUCUCACAAGCCCAGCCCUGCACAUGGUCCUGGAGCAGGGCUUCCUUAGGCAUUUUCCCAGGAACGAUUAGCUCUGCACAGUGAAAAUGAAUGCUAUGUGAGAGAGAAACACCAUUCAGUUUGGCAAAUGUCCGGUCCUAUGUCUUUAGUUGUCAGUGUGAAGUGUAGGUGUGGAGAAGAGAGAUUCAGUAUCCAGAUUUGUCGAUUUAGGAUCUUUUUCAUAGACUCUCUAGGCUGGCAGUGGCUAAACUCUUAGGAAACAGGAGCCAGAUUGUGGGGUGGGUGUGCUGUCUUAGGUCCCGGAGACUCAGGGGGCUGGGCAUGAGGAGAGAAGCUUGAGCAACCUACCAUUUGGAGAUUAGCUGCCACAGUAUGACGAGACUCACAAAAAGAGCAAGGUAGGAGAAGGGAAGUGGGGGGAAGAAAGAGAGAGAGAGAGAGAACUUAAAUUGAAAUUAUAGUCUUAUUUUUAGAGCUUUAUAUUCUUAACAGAUUGUUAAUACUAAAAUUAACUUACCAGAUUGUUAAUAAAUACAGGCAGUUGCAGUCCACAUAACAUGAAGGCUGGAAAUGGUUGGGUGGAGUAAAAUACAGAUAAAAUGAAACUCACACAUUACUGGAGGAAGGGUGCUUACGAAGGUCUGAAUACUAGCAAAAUCGGUAAUGUUUAGUAAGCAUUUGUCUACUUUUUAUGUGUACUUAAGUAAAACAAGGGCUCAUGUCCAGCAGGGGACACACAUAAAAAGACUCAAAGGAUAUUCAUGUUCAUAGUGACACAGUGGAACAAUACUACUGAUAUGCAUAACAGGGGCAGGUUUUGCAUGUCAUGUUGAGCAAGUAGAACCACAUAGUGUUGGUGCAUUGCAUGAUCCUUUAGAUGACAGCCAAGCAAAACGUAUUCCAAGAGGACAAGGGUACCCUGAGUAGUUCUGUGGUGAUGUAAAUUCCAGAUACCUUGUUCUAAGAGUUGGUUUCAUAGGUUAGACUUACAUGUAAAUAUCUUGUCCAUGUGAAGAGUUGUGUAUGCCUAAAAAUAACUCAAGAAAUUCAUAUCUUGGUUCUUCUCAGUGCUCGAUUAGAAGGCCCGAGGUUCAUGCCUGUUCCUCUUUGUCUGUGUGCCUUAAACACUGAGACAGUAAUAUUGUGUACAUUUCUUCUACCUCUCAUUGUGUUCUCGUUGUCGCUGUCUCUCUUUUUUAUUCUCUCACUCUUUCUCUUUCUCCAUCUUGUGUAUAGGUCUAAGUCUGUGAACCUGUGUGUGUGCACAUGUACAAACGUGAAUAGGUUUUAUAUGUUUUUAUUUUUCUCCACAAUUUGGAAUCUAGCAGCCUGUGUUUUUCCCCUGAGGAUUUACCUCCCUAACAGUUUCCAGGUGAUGUGGGUCCCGAGGUCUGGUAGUUCCUACUUUAAAUAGCAAUGUACUUUGAAUAUGUACUAACAAUUGUCCAUUCAUUUGUAUCCCUUGGGCAGAUUAUAAGGCUGUGGUGAUGUAUGGCCUCAUCUCCACAAUUAUGUGUAAUAGCUGUCUAUACAGUAUUAGUUAUCCAGAAUUAGAAUCCCUUUUAUGAAAACAGGGGAAAUACAAUCACAGGUGUCUGGUGGGCAAAGACUUGUAGCCUAAGGCUCUUGAGAACAUACCUGGUUAGUGUGCUCUUCCAGCCCUACUGAGUGAACACAGGGAGCCAGGGCACCUUCCAUCUAGAUGCCUAGCUUCUGGUGUUCUGGGGCCACGAUAGCAAGUUUCCCAAGGUUAAGAAAAUCCCAGCAUUUAGAAUUCAGAGUGUGGUUUCCAUGGCUGGAGUAGUCCAGGACCCAUCCUGAGUUCAUGUGUUACUAAAAGCCUAUGUUCACAGAGCUCUCUCUUCCUGGGGCCAGGACCUACCACAGGCAAAAUCUGCUCUAUGAAAAAUUGAAGAUGAAAGAGAAGGAGGUUAUGUCAUUUCUGCACAACUUAGAGAUGGAGUACGUUGAGGCCUGCAAGAACAACCAGGAGCUCAAGAAGGAGAUAAAUCUCUAUCAUAAGAAGUUGGUGAUAUUGAAGCAGGAGAGCAAGAAACUACAGGCUGAUUGGGCCAUCAUUCAUCAAUAUUUGGUGGACUUGAACCUGAGUUGUAAAGAUGAACAGGAGAAGACCAGCAACCUUGAGACUCAAGAACAUCAGGUCUCAGAAACUGCAAGAGAGCUAGGAUUGGCCACAGCCCAAGAAGAGAGCAUUCUGCAGAAUAAGUUGUCACCCCAAGAGUUCCCUGCUCCAUCCCCAGCAUCCCAAUCUUCCUUGGAUGAAUUUUCUUCCAUAUAGUUCAUUUCCUUAGGGUGAAUAGGCCCUAACUAGGAAGCCAUGGCUGAUUCAGGGUGUUAUUCCCUUUUCUCUUCAGACAACUCCCCUUGGCAGAGAACUGAGGUUAUUGCACUGCCACUAAGUGUCCAGGAGGAGUAACAGGCUGUAGGUCUGUGCUGCUUAAAUGUGCAGAAAGAGAAAGCAGCUGAACAAUAAUUUUAUGUUAGAGUUUUGAAUGAAGUUUUGGUUUUUGUUCUUUGAGUUGUUGCUAUGUUAUUUAGAAGUUAUAUGUGCUUGGUCUUGUCUUUCUUUCUUUCUUUCUUUCUUUCUUUCUUUCUUUCUUUCUUUCUCUCUUUCUUUUUUUGCUUUUACCUCUAUAUUAAUUGAACUUUUAAAACCUGUUUUUUUAAAUUCUAUUUCUUAUGAAUAAAAAUUUAUUUGCAAGUA